Molecule: messenger RNA, 3996 nt
Organism: Gryllus bimaculatus (two-spotted cricket)
Lineage: Eukaryota; Metazoa; Arthropoda; Insecta; Orthoptera; Gryllidae
Source: the annotation of a GenBank genome assembly
GACGUACCAAGAGUGGUGCGAAGGCUUGUGUUCGCGUAUCGUGGAAAGGAGCAGGAGAGAGUGACAAAGAUUGUCAAAGUCAGACGUGUGACUGGGGGUGGCCUCUGUUCACGUUUUUUUUCUUUUUGUAGGAACUUGUUUAAAACCUGGAAGAAAUUGUAUUGUAUUCGUUUCAACAAUGGAAACCUCAAUAUUAGAUGAUGUUCGGAAGUCUCCGGUGAAGGUGCUCAUGCAGCCAUGCUCGCAGACCAAGCAGCUCACGCACCUGCCCAAGCGGCCACCCGUCGACAUCGCCUUCAGCGAACUCACCUACACUGUCCGCGAAGGUCGCAAAAAGAAAGAGAAGACGAUCCUGAAGAGUGUAAGUGGGCAAUUGAGAUCUGGAGAGCUGACAGCUAUCAUGGGACCAUCUGGUGCGGGAAAAAGUACGCUCCUCAAUAUUCUCACUGGAUACAAGACAUCUGGAAUGAAAGGUUCCAUUACUACCAAUGGCCAGGAACGUAAUCUCCGACAUUUCAGCAAGCUUUCUGCCUAUAUUAUGCAAGACAAUCAGUUGCAUGGCAAUCUAACAGUGGGAGAAGCAAUGCACGUUGCAACAGGUCUUAAGCUUGGCAAAGAUGUAGAUAAAGAAGAAAAAGUUGAAGUGAUUAAAGAAAUUCUCGAAACUCUUGGCUUGCUUGAGCACAGCCGAACAAUGACUUCUAACCUAUCUGGAGGACAAAAGAAGAGGCUCUCAAUUGCCUUAGAACUUGUUAAUAAUCCACCUAUUAUGUUUUUUGAUGAACCCACCAGUGGUCUCGAUAGUUCAUCGUGCUUUCAAUGUAUAUCUUUGCUAAAAUCAUUAGCUCGUGGAGGUCGCACAAUUAUAUGUACUAUUCAUCAACCAAGUGCGAGAUUGUUUGAAAUGUUUGACCACUUGUAUACACUAGCUGAUGGACAGUGUGUGUAUCAAGGAUCUACACAAUCCUUAGUACCAUUUAUGGCUACAUUAGGACUUGUAUGUCCUAGUUAUCAUAAUCCAGCAUCUUUCAUAAUUGAAGUAGCCUGUGGUGAAUAUGGUGACAACACUCGAAAACUAGUAAAUGCCAUCCAAAAUGGAAAACAUAAUAUUCGUGAUGGUAAAUCAUUUCCUACUGGUCCUAUUGAAAAACUGAAUAAUGCCUCUGAAGAUAAGGUGGGAGAUGCAGAGGAGAACCGAAAUAUUGCUGUAGAUCCCUCGCCAAGUGACAAUAAAGAUGGCAAAAGUUCAUCAGGAAAUGUCAAUUUAUUUGCUUCUUAUGUUACUAAUGAUAUUGCUAAGGAUUCAGAAGGUACUGGAGAUGGUCAGAGCAGAGUGGUUAUCCCUAUGGAUUUGUCCAUAUCAGAAAAGCAAGACAAUGUACAAACACCUCUCAUGAAUACAGGAAAUCAGAAACUCCAACCUUACCCCAUUUCAGAAGCCUUGCAGUUUUGGUUGGUUCUGAAGAGAACUCUUUUGUUCAGUCGAAGAGAUUGGACACUGAUGUACUUGCGUCUUUUUGCCCAUAUACUUGUUGGAUUGCUUAUUGGAGCUUUGUAUUAUGAUAUUGGAAAUGAUGGAGCAAAAGUUCUAAGUAAUCUUGGAUUUUUGUUCUUCAAUAUGCUUUUCCUUAUGUAUACAUCUAUGACUAUCACAAUUCUGUCAUUUCCUCUUGAGAUGCCAGUUCUUAUAAAAGAACAUUUCAAUAGAUGGUAUUCAUUACGAUCUUAUUAUUUAGCAAUCACAGUUUCUGAUAUACCAUUUCAGGCAAUAUUUUGUGUAAUUUAUGUGGCAAUAGUCUACUAUUUUACUUCACAACCCCCUGAAAUGUGGAGAUUCGCCAUGUUUUUAGCAGCAUGUCUAUUAAUUUCCUUUGUUGCCCAAAGUGUUGGUCUAGUGGUUGGUGCAGCAAUGAAUGUACAGAAUGGUGUGUUCUUGGCUCCUGUAAUGUCUGUGCCAUUUUUGCUAUUUUCUGGAUUUUUUGUGAGUUUUGAUGCUAUUCCUAUUUACCUUCGUUGGAUUACAUAUCUGAGUUAUAUUCGUUAUGGUUUUGAGGGUACUGCUCUUGCAACAUAUGGUUAUGAAAGAGAGAAGCUCAAAUGUCACCAAGCAUAUUGCCACUUCAAAGCCCCUGAAACUACUUUGGAAGAGCUUGACAUGUUGAAUGCAGACUUUACCAUAGAUAUUAUUGCUUUAGUUGUCAUUUUCUUUGUUCUUCGUAUUUCUGCGUUUGUCUUCUUACGCUGGAAACUGAUGUCUCAACGAUGAAGAAAGAAUGAGAAGAAAAUAAUCAUUUCCAAAUUCGUUUCUGUUCACCACAGAAUGUUAGCAAGGGGCUUUGGAUUUUAAUUGUUUUUCAGUAUAUUAUUUUUUAAAUGUGUUUUUAUACUAAAUACACAUAUGGCAUUACCACUGUUAAAAUUCAUGCACUGUUUGUGUUUCUUAUAACUUUCUAUCCUCUUGUUGACUUUGGUGAUUAAAAUAAUUACUUUUGUCUGAAAAGAAAACUAUAUAAAAGUGAACACCUGAAUAUUCUUCAUUUUAUACUUAAAUGAUGUGAUGCAUCGAAUAGAAGAAUUUUUGUAUUAAGGUCUCUUAAGUGAUGUGUUUAUGUUCUCUUAAUGUGCAGCAGCAGUAGUAGUAGUAGUAGUAGAUGUUAAAAUCAUACAGUACAAUUAUCAUCUAUGUUAUGAUUUUUUGUCCACUAUUUCUUUUUAGUUAUGAUACUAAAAUGCGAAGUGUCUGUUGAAUCCUGUAUAAAUACUCUUUGCUCAACAUACAUAAUAUUAUUUAAUGUCCUACACGUUCACCUUUUCUCCUGCAGAUGGUUUUGAGAAUGUAAAGAUUUAGUUCAGUAGGAACAAAGCAGGUUACUUCAAUACAUUUUCAUGUGACUAUAUUUUCUUCUUGCCUAAAUGUUCAAAGAAGUUACAGAGGAAAAAGCUGUUGUUCUUCUGUAAUGUAACAGUUCAUUCCUUAUCAAUAGCAAGAAAAAGAAAAUUCAUCCCUGGUCUACCCUUUACCUUGUUUUCAAUGUGUGUCCACAUGGAACAUCGAAGGUCCAUGUUGAUUAAGCAAGUUCGUUCGAUUGUAUUACUCUAGUACAAUUACCAAGCAACUUCCGUGUUUGUAUUGUGUUAUUUUAAAUUUUUAUACAUCUUUACAUAAUUUGUUGCUUUUUGUAUGACACUAUAACUUUAUUGUAAGUAUUGAAAAUACUAUAUUCAGAGUAAUGGGGUGAGGAAUAUUUUAGAAUUUGCAUCUGCAAACUCAUGACAAUAUUAUCAGGGUACAUAAAAUAUUUUGUGUGUGAUAACUUACUGGACAUUUCUAUAUAGAUAACAUUUCAAAUUUUCCAUGUGGGAAAGCUUUUAUGAGGUAAUUCAGUUUGUGGAGUGAUUUAAAGUUUUGGAGUGAGUAAAGAACAUUAUUCUAAUUGGAAUUGUAAAUGCAGUAAACAUUUUUUUACCCAUUCACUGUUUCAAAAAUUAAAAUUUUUGAAGUGUGUAUUUUACAAGUUACUGUAAAUUUGAAUUGGGGUGUAAAGAAUCAUUGACACACAUUCCUCUUAUAUCAAAUGUUCCAAGGAAGAUUCAUAAGUAUGUGAUUGUUUAAAUUGUAUCAUAUUCAUUUUGCAUUGUAUUAUUUUGUAUCUUAAAUAUUGCAAUGUGCCCUUACUUGUUGAGAUGUCCAUUGUAUAGGCAUUUAUAAUAUAAUAUAUAUUUAUACAUAUAUUUUUGUAGAGAAUAUAGUUAUAUUUUGAAAAAGUUUAUGAAAACUUCUCAACUAAUUGUGUGAAUUGGAGAAAACUUGUGAUGGUGACAAGGGAACCAAAGGCAAAGGAAUAAGCCUCUUUUUUCUGGACAUUUGUUCAGUUACUUGGGGAAGAAAUCAUUUAUUUUAAUGGUGCUCAUUGAGAUGUAUUUUAUUUAUAAAUGUGAAUAAACUUAUUCUAUGAAAAGUAUGGAAUAUUAAUUUUUAUUACAUUUUGAUCUUAA